UCAUUUAAUUUUAAAUUAUCAUUUUCUGUUUCUUGUUUCAUCGUUACAUCCUAUUUAUCCCCUUUUUUUAAUUUUUGGGUUUUUGUUUUUUUAGAAAAUUUUGGACGGUGAUUGCUGUGAACGGCUAAACUUCUAUUCAUAUUCAUGGCCUGGUUACAAAAUUUUCGAAGUUUAUUUCAGAGAGGAGGAGGAAUGACAGAGAUCAAUCUCGGUUCACAUACAAUAAGAAGUCAUGGGUCCAAAUUGGCGAAAACCCAUAUGCACGAUUGGAUUAUUUUGGUUCUUCUUGGCGUUCUCGACGUCAUUCUGAAUCUUAUUCAUCCGUUUUACCGGUUUGUGGGGAAGGAGAUGAUGGCGGAUUUCAAAUACCCGAUGAAAGAAAACACAGUGCCCAUCUUGGCUGUUCCUAUUUAUGCAGUUUUGCUGCCAAUUCUUGUUUUCCUGAUAUUUUAUUCUCGUAGGAGAUGUGUUUAUGAUCUUCAUCACGCCAUUUUAGGCAUUUGUUAUGCUAUGCUGAUUACUGGCGUCAUUACUGACGCUAUCAAAGUUGCAACCGGCCGCCCUCGUCCCAAUUUCUUUUGGCGCUGCUUUCCUGAUGGAAUUGAGAAUUUUGAUGGGCCGUUUGGAGAUGUGAUAUGUCAUGGCAAAGAGAGUGAAAUAAAAGAGGGACACAAAAGUUUUCCAAGUGGUCAUACUUCAUGGUCAUUUGCAGGCUUAGGUUUCCUCUCACUGUACUUAUCAGGAAAAAUCAAGGCAUUCGAUCAAAGAGGGCAUGUGGCAAAGCUUUGCAUUGUUCUUCUUCCUCUCCUCCUUGCAGCCCUCGUUGGUGUUUCUCGAGUUAGUGACUAUUGGCACCACUGGCAAGAUGUGUUUGCAGGUGGCUUUAUAGGUCUGCUUGUGGCCACUAUUUGCUAUCUGCAGUUCUUCCCACCGCCGUAUUAUGACGAAGGAUGGGGACCGUAUGAAUAUUUCCGAGCAUGCAAGGAGUCAAAUAGUGAACCUAAUAGGCUCAUUAUGCAGCCGAUGGAGAGUCAUGAUGUGAGUAACAAUGGUAAUUCAUUUAUCCCAUUACAUAUUGAAAGCUCUUCAAGAUCAUCAAUGGAUGAUGCAAUGGAGGCGGGAAGAAGGUGAUAGAUAGAUACUAUCUCCUAAAAAGCUCUCUAGUAGUAUCUUAUACUUAUAUUUGAGUAAUGCUUUUUAUCUUUUACGAAUUUACGUUAUAAUAAUCUUUCUCUAUUUGAUAUAGAAUAUUUUUUUGUUCAUUCCAA
Molecule: messenger RNA, 1268 nt
Organism: Mangifera indica (mango)
Lineage: Eukaryota; Viridiplantae; Streptophyta; Magnoliopsida; Sapindales; Anacardiaceae
Product: lipid phosphate phosphatase 2-like
Exons: 7
Coding region: 145-1131 (328 amino acids)
Biological process (GO): phospholipid metabolic process
Molecular function (GO): phosphatidate phosphatase activity
Source: RefSeq, a predicted model, not a curated record